CGGACUGUACCAUGCCAGAUGACACACGUACACACACUCACACACACACUGCAGGUCUCUGGAAGAUCAGAUGAUUUAUGCAGCGGCCAUAACCAAAGCCGCUAAGGAAAGGGGACACUGUGUGACCAGAUGGUGCCUUUUAUCCAUUCUCUAGUUCUCCUUGAUGGGAAGCAACACUGGUCGCUGGGUGAGCCAUGACACAUCUCCUUAGGUCGAGGGGAGAGAGUCACCUUGCUGCCGCUGCCGGAUCAGAUUAGCGGAAAGUAUCUGUGCGGAUCUGCAAGUUUUGCUUUUCAGGGUUACACGAAGGGCGGAGCUACAAAUCCAAUAUCUGACACGUGUUUAUUUUGGACUAAGGACCUCAGCUGUUUACCUCUGUCAGCGAACCCUGAAUGAAUGAGCAGGGACAUCUGACCAUCACACACUUCUAAGCCAAGAAAGGGCCUAAGAGGCCAAGAGGGGGAGCAGCCAAGAUGAGAAGCAGGAGCAAUUCAGGAGUCAGACUUGAUGGCUACGCCAGGCUUAUUCAGCAGACCAUACUUUGUCACCAGAACCCAGUCACAGGCCUUCUUCCUGCUAGCAAAGAGCAAAAAGACGCCUGGGUUCGAGACAAUGUGUACAGUAUUCUGGCGGUCUGGGGAUUGGGAAUGGCAUAUCGCAAAAAUGCUGAUCGGGAUGAAGACAAAGCCAAAGCAUAUGAACUAGAGCAGAGUGUCGUAAAGCUGAUGAGAGGAAUUCUGCACUGCAUGAUAAGACAGGUGGAUAAAGUUGAGAAAUUUAAACACACGCAGAGUACAAAAGAUUGUCUGCACGCCAAGUACAACACAGCAACGUGCAGUACUAUAGUCGGUGAUGACCAGUGGGGGCAUCUGCAAGUAGACGCUACCUCCCUAUUCCUGUUGUGCUUGGCACAAAUGACUGCUGCAGGCUUACGCAUUGUGUUUACACUGGAUGAAGUUGCCUUUAUACAGAAUCUUGUUUUUUACAUUGAAGCUGCUUAUAAAGUUGCUGAUUAUGGAAUGUGGGAGCGAGGGGACAAGACAAAUCAAGGGAUUCCUGAACUAAAUGCAAGCUCCGUGGGCAUGGCAAAAGCUGCUCUGGAAGCUAUAGAUGAACUUGAUCUGUUUGGAGCUCAUGGGGGACCCAGAUCUGUGAUUCAUGUUUUACCUGAUGAUGUAGAACACUGCCAGUCAAUCCUUUAUUCAAUGUUGCCACGGGCUUCAACCUCCAAGGAAAUUGAUGCCGGCCUCCUUUCCAUCAUUUCAUAUCCUGCUUUUGCUGUCGAGGACAUAAACAUGGUUAAUGUGACAAAAAAUGAAAUUAUCACCAAACUCCAGGGGAGAUAUGGCUGCUGUCGUUUUCUCAGAGAUGGCUUUAAAACACCAAGAGAGGACCCCAACAGGUUACACUAUGACUCCACUGAACUCAAACUCUUUGAGAAUAUUGAAUGCGAAUGGCCUUUGUUCUGGACAUAUCUACUUAUUGAUGGAAUUUUUAAUGGAGAUCAGGUGCAGAUGCAAGAAUAUCGGGAAGCUCUGGAGGGAAUUCUCAUAAGAGGAAAGAAUGGAAUUCGUCUUGUGCCAGAACUUUAUGCUGUUCCUCCUGAGAAGACAGAAGAAGAGUACCACAACCCUCACACAGUUGACCGCAGACCUUUAGGGAAGACACCUCACCUAUGGGGACAAUCGCUGUAUAUACUGGGCUCUCUUUUAGCUGAGGGAUUUCUAGCUCCCGGAGAAGUAGAUCCUUUGAACAGAAGAUUCUCUACAGGUUUUAAACCUGAUGUUGUAGUGCAAGUUUCAGUUCUGGCAGAAUCUAAGAAAAUUAAGAAAAUGCUUAAAAACCAUGAUAUUGAAGUACAGAGCUUUAGUGAUGUCCGACCAAUCAGAGUGCAGCCGGCAAGGAUUUUGAGUCACCUGUAUGCCAAGCUUGGUCAAAAUAAAGCCAUGAACCUUAGUGGCCGCCCAUACCGUCACAUAGGUGUUUUAGGGACAUCUAAACUGUACAUGAUCAGGAACCAGAUCUUUACUUUUACACCCCAGUUUACAGAUCAACACCACUUCUAUCUUGCUCUGGACAGCAGAAUGAUUGUUGAGAUGCUUAGAACUGAACUGGCCUAUUUGACUUCGUGCUGGAGAAUGACUGGGAGACCAACACUCACCUUUCCCAUUACUCACUCUAUGCUCAAUGAGGAUGGCUCUGACAUUGAUCCUGCAAUUCUUUCUACAAUUAGAAAAAUGGACGAUGGAUAUUUUGGUGGAGCAAGGGUCAAGCUGGGAAAGUUAUCAGACUUUCUUACUACAUCUUUUUACACUCAUCUAAGUUUCCUGGACUCUGACUGUGAUGGAAGGCUUUUUGAUGAUCUAGAUGAAGAAUGUUACAGUCCAGUCAAUGACUAUGAAGUAGAAUUAUUUCCAACAAAUGAGUGUGAGACAGAGGAAAUUCAGGAUGAGCUUGAUCAGUAUAUCAUUCAACUGCAGCAAAGCAUGGCAUCUACAUCUUACCUACCUCCAAUUUCCAGUCACUCAGACGCAUACAAUGCCUUCAGCACACUCCAUUCCACCCGGGAUAUUCUCUCUAUAAUGGCUAAAUCAAAAGGCCUGGAGGUACCAAAUUCCUCCUUAUUUCUUCCUGCUAAAAAUUUAAGUGCUCACCGGAGAUCUUUAAAUCUGUUAGAGGUUCCCCAGCCAUUCAAACACCAGAAUCAUGAAACAGAAUUAAAUCUACCAAAGGAUGCCCAUGGGGAUGUUGAUUGCCACAAGCUGUUGGAUAAAAUCAAAGAAUGCCCAACUCUUCAAGACCAAGCAGAUAUACUGUAUAUACUGUGUGUGAUAAAAGGACUGGACUGGGAUACAGGUCUGAAUGGACAGUGUGGCGUGACGGUACAUUUGCUGCUAAAUGAGCUGUAUAGCAAGGCAGGUCUUAAUCGGGAAUGGGGUCUGAUCCGUUACAUCUCUGGCCUUCUGAAGAAGAGAGUGGAGGUCCUUGCUGAGGCUUGUACCGACAUCUUGUCGCACCAUAAACAGCUUACUGUAGGCCUGCCCCCUGAACCCCGAGAGAAAACCAUCACCGCUCCUCUUCCUCCAGAACAGCUGGCAGCCCUGAUCUAUGAAGCCAGUGGACAAGAUAUUAGCAUUGCUGUACUCACACAGGAGAUAAUGCUUUAUCUGGCUAUGUAUGUCAGAUCUCAGCCAAGUCUAUUUGGAGAAAUGCUGAGACUGCGGAUUGGACUCAUAAUGCAAGUGAUGGCAACUGAACUCGCACGCAGCUUAAACUGCUCUGGCGAAGAAGCAUCUGAAAGUUUGAUGAGCCUGAGCCCUUUUGAUAUGAAGAACCUUCUUCACCAUAUCCUGAGUGGCAAAGAGUUUGGUGUUGAACGAAGUAUGCGUCCGAUUGAAUCAUCAGCCACUAGCCCCGCUAUUUCUAUCCACGAAAUGGGACACACGGGAGCAACGAAAACAGAGAGAAGCGGCAUCAAUAAGCUUAGGAAUGAAAUGAAACAAAUGGAUAGGAGGUUUAGCCAAGACGAUCAGUUCUUGUUUGGCCCUUCUGUCACCAGCAGCAUCCAUUCCUCCAGGUCUACGAGGUGCAGCAGCCCUUCUUCUCCCACUGGAACUCUUUCCCCAACGGGAUUUGUUGGACCCCAUCUCGUUUUUGAUGACCACCAAGGUCAAUGGUUGAGAAGGAGGAGGCUGGAUGGGGCUAUAAACCGCCUACCAGUCGGAUUCUACCAGCGAGUGUGGAACGUUCUGCAAAAGUGCCAUGGUUUAUCAAUUGAUGGGUAUGUUCUUCCUUCCUCAAGCACACGAGAGAUGACUGCUUGUGAGAUCAAAUUUGCUGUCCACGUGGAAUCUGUUCUAAAUCAUGUGCCCCAGCCUGAAUACAGGCAGCUGCUCGUGGAAGCUAUAAAUGUCCUCACCUUGGUGUCAGACAUGGAAAUGGAAAGCAUUGGUAGCAUUAUCCAUGUAGACCGCAUUGUGCACUUGGCCAAUGACCUCUUCCUGCAGGACCAGAAAGCCCUUGGCGCUGCAGAUUUCUACCUUGACCUGGAUCAAGCUACAGGAAUCUGCAACUUCUUCUAUGACAGUGCUCCAAGUGGAGCCUACGGCACGAUGACGUACCUAACCAAAGCUGUGGCCAUCUCCCUGCAGGAUUUUCUACCUAAUACCAGCUGUUCAAUGCAGUAGCGAGUCAUAGUCCUAUAUUCUUUUUCUAAACCUUUAAAUACCUAUUUAUUUUACUUCGUUAUAUGUAAUUUAUGUAAUAUAUGCGUUUUUAAAGGAACUAGAACUGAGUCAUUAGUGUAACUUUCAGGAGAAACCGUGAGACUCAAAAUAUUGUGGUUCUUAUUUAAGAAGGACUUUUUAUUUCUUAAACUGUGUAUAAGAUGGAUGAAUGGAUAUACUGAUAUAAAUGUUUAUUAUUAUUAUUUAGGCAAUUCUACCAAAAAAUCCGUAAAAAUAAUAUAUUAUUUAAUUAACUAUAUUACAUGGACAGAUUUUCUGAGAGUGGGCAGGAUGUUGAGGGGUGCCUUUGUUUUUAUAUUUAAUUUAAAACUGUAUCUAGCCAGUUAGGAUACAGUUUUCUCAUAUUGGAGCUUUCCAUUUCAAGUCCAGAUAUGGAGCAGUAGGGACUGCAGAGCAAGUGCAGGAUGAGUGGGAGCUGGAAGGAGAGCUAAUAAAAGAAACAGAGGCUGGAAUGAAAAGAGACAUACUGGGGGUCAUUUAUCAACAUUGGGCAAAUUUGCCCAUGGGCAGUAACCCAUGACAACCAAUCAAACUGCAGCAUUCAUUGUACUACUUGCAGCUGGCUUUAAAAAGCUAUUCACUGAUUGGUUGCUAUAGGUAACUGCCCAUGGGCAAAUUUGCCCAGUGUUGAUAAAUGAGCCCCACUGUUGGGGGAUGGCUAGAGACCUGGCGAGAUAGUACAACACAGGGAGAAAGAUCAGCAUCAGGGAUUGGAGAGCAGGAUAGAGCAAGAUGUGGUGAAUUCUGGGGACCACACUAUGACAUGACUUGCUGGGGCACAGUGUUUCAUUAAAUAUGGGGGGAGGGGGGUUACACUGUGUUAUGAAAGACUGGGGGAGGUCAAGGGCUGCUUUGUUAUCAAAUAAUAGGAGCCAUAUCCUCAGUCUAACUUUCCAUACUAAAUUUUUUUGCUUUUAAAGUAGGGUGUAUAUAUAUAUAUAUAUAUAUAUAUAUAUAUAUAUAUAUAUAUAUAUAUAUAUAUAUAUAUAUAUAUAUAUAUAUAUAUAUAUAAAUAUAUAUAUAUAAAUAUAUACAGUCGGCAAAUACAAUCCCUCCACCUCUUUUACCCACUUCAGCCACUGCAACAGAGAAAAGAAAUCCCAAAUUCUCUUCAGUUAAACCAGUUGUUUAUCUAUUUUGUAAGUGAAGGAGACAGUAGGUCAUUUUAUUAAAUAGGAAAAGUCAAAAAAUGCUUCACUUGAGUGUUAUCUCAUUUAAAUUUUUUUGUGUGCAAGUUAAUGCUGCAAAACCAUUGUUUAUAUUGACUGUCUUUUAAAU
Molecule: messenger RNA, 5525 nt
Organism: Xenopus laevis (African clawed frog)
Lineage: Eukaryota; Metazoa; Chordata; Amphibia; Anura; Pipidae
Gene: phka2.L
Product: phosphorylase b kinase regulatory subunit alpha, liver isoform
Exons: 34
Coding region: 474-4187 (1237 amino acids)
Biological process (GO): carbohydrate metabolic process; glycogen metabolic process
Cellular component (GO): phosphorylase kinase complex; cytoplasm; plasma membrane
Molecular function (GO): calmodulin binding
Source: RefSeq, a predicted model, not a curated record